AUGGCAGUGUAUGCGAAUGCGUCUCUCGGGGCUCGGCAGGGCUGGGGCCAGUGGGCAGCGCAGAAGCUGCGCCUCCCAUUCGCCCCCCAGCCUGUCAGCCUGGCCGCCUUCCCGCUGUCCCUGGCCCUGACCGGCCAGUCCGUGGCCGCCAGGUCCCCCUGUCUGGGGGCAGGAAUGGAUUCGGGGGCCGUCGACGAGCGCGACGCCGUUAUCCUAUACCUGGCGGCGCAGCGCCGGCUCGGUCCGGCCUCGCAGUUGCAUCCCUGGCUGCGCCUGCUGCCCAAAACCUUCACGACCACGCUCUUCUGGAAGGACGAGGAGGUGGAGUGGCUGGCGGGGACGACGCUGCAUCGGGCCACGCUCCUGCGGCGCAUGCAGCUACGAGAAUCCUGGAAGGCGCUGACCGGGCUGGCCUCGCGGCUCGCGGCGGAGGCCGGCGCACCCUCCCCACCCACCGAAUCAGACUUCCUCUGGGCCCACGCCGUGUUCUGGUCCCGGGCCAUCGCCUUCCCCUGCCCGCCCGAGGCGCUGCCUGGUGGAAGGUCAACAACCGCCGGCCCCAGCCCGCAGGAGGGCGUCGUGCCGGGCCUGGACUUCUGCAACCACGCCAUGCGCCCAGUCGCCCGCUGGACCGUGUACGGCGCGGAGCUCGACGGCGCGGGCGGCGGCCGUCGCCACGUGCACCUGGUCCCCGGCGUCGCGCCGCCCGCUCCGGGGGCCGAGCUUUGCAUCAGCUACGGCGACGACAAGUCCAAUGAGGAGCUCCUCUUCCUCUACGGCUUCGCGCUGCCAGAGGCCAGCGGGCUCGCCCGCCUGAUGCUGCCCCUCCCGCUGCCGGCCGCGGCAGAGGACUGGACGCCGCGCCUGCACGCGCGCGUGGCGCUGCUGGCGGCGCGCGGCCUGCCGCCGCAGGUCUUCCUGCCGCGGGCCGCGCUGGCUGGCGGAGGGCCAGGGCCCCUGGGCGCGGUGCCUGACGCCGCGCUGCGCACGCUGGAGGUGUUUGUCCUGGACGACGCCGAGCUGGCGCGCGGCCUGGAGGCGGCGGAGCGUGGCGAUGGAGCGGCGGGGGCGGAGGGUGCCCCCGGCGCGGAGGGGCCGGAGGCCUGUGCGGCCACGCGCGCGCGCCUCGAGCGAGAUCCUGGGCUGCGACUGGCGCUGACUGGCGCGCUGGUGGGACUCCUGCAGCUCAUGGUGCAGGGACUGGAGACGGGCGAUGGCUGCCAGACGCUGGAAGCGGAUGCUGCGCUGUCCAGCACUCCGACGCUGAUGGCCGGGCUCAGCGCCAACCAGCGGGCCGCGCUGAUGUACCGCAUGGAGCAAAAGUCGCUGGCGAGGGACUGGCUGGCACACGCCAAGAGCCUCCGGGCGAUGGCCAUGGAGGAGCUGCGCGCUCAAGGGGCGGGGUGA
Messenger RNA from Auxenochlorella protothecoides, 1407 nucleotides. RefSeq names its product Ribulose-1,5 bisphosphate carboxylase/oxygenase large subunit N-methyltransferase, chloroplastic. The coding region runs from base 1 to 1407 and encodes 468 amino acids. NCBI's taxonomy places the organism in Eukaryota, Viridiplantae, Chlorophyta, Trebouxiophyceae, Chlorellales, Chlorellaceae. The record is from RefSeq and is a predicted model, not a curated record. The transcript has 3 exons. Gene Ontology annotation, biological process: peptidyl-lysine monomethylation. Gene Ontology annotation, molecular function: protein-lysine N-methyltransferase activity.